CCCCCCGUGCUCUCUUCUUCCCCACCUCAUAUUUAUAUCUUCUUCUGCCCUCCUCAAAUUUUAUUACCUCUUCAAACCAUAACCAUGGCCGCAGGCUUCGCUUCCUUCACUGUCUUCUUUUGCCUCCUUUAUUUCUCUACGCUUUCGACGGCCGUUGAUCUGCCCGCAGUUGAUCAAACCAAGCAUGAUCCGUUCCCUGAAUCACACAAAAAUUCCGAUGAGGUCAACGCGAUCUCCCUACCCAGCGAAAGAUCCGAAUCUGAAUCCGCAACGGUGAUCCGGUCGCAGCCUGAGAUUUCUAAUUCUAAGAUUUCCGAAGCUGAGUCGGAAGUGGAAACUUUUAAGCUAACAGAAUCAUCCGAAGCUUCUGACUCCGUUCCUAUCACGACGAUCACUUUCCGCCCCCUCAACCGCCAUAUGCCCUGGCGUCCGAUGCCGUUUCCCUUCCACCACGGCCACCGUUGCCGCCACAACCAUAAAUUCAAGCCGUGGAAUCCGCGCAUACCCCACCACCAGAUCCCGUACGGCAACGACAUGAUCCUGAGCAACGGCGAGGAAAAGGACUCCGAUGUGCUUCCUGACGAUCGAGUGCCUAAGAUCCCGACGAGAUGGACGAGGUUUGGCCGCUUUGAAUCAAGGUUCACCGACGAACCUGUUAUGGAGACGAGUGAGGAGGUAAUGAUGAGGCCUCGUCACCAUCACCAUGACCACGAACACGAACACGAUCACGAUCACCACCAUGACCACGACCACGAACACGAUCACGAUCACCACCAUGACCACGACCACGAACAUGAUCACGAACACGAUCACCACCACAACCAGUUUUACGAAAGAGAUCAUGAGCAUGGGGCCUUGAUGAAGAGUAUCCGCAAGUUUUUGCAGCACUUCUGACUUUGAUGCCAGUGGAUACACAGUGAUAGUAAUUACGCGAAUAAUUUAUGUUGUUACCUGUUGUUGUAUUGCUAGUUAGUUAUAUUUAGUUAGUUAUAUUACAGUCUAUAUCCUGUAAAUAAGUUUGCAUCCGCGAGAGAUGUAGAAGCAUGCAUGUGUAUUUUGCCUGCGCAGAUGGACAGCCAGAUGUGUUUUUCCGUACACUAUCGAUAUACAUAUAAUAGAUGUUUGAAUA
Molecule: messenger RNA, 1129 nt
Organism: Neltuma alba
Lineage: Eukaryota; Viridiplantae; Streptophyta; Magnoliopsida; Fabales; Fabaceae
Product: histidine-rich glycoprotein-like
Exons: 1
Coding region: 85-894 (269 amino acids)
Source: RefSeq, a predicted model, not a curated record